AUGACAAGUCCGGACGCCUUGUCUCUGGCUGGAGACAUUCGACAUGCCCUGACAUCGCUGUCUCUCAAAGACCCUAUUCAUGACUGUGGUAAUGCGCCACUCCGUAUCAUCCAACAACGCCCUGAAGACGUGUUAGCUCUGGCUCACCAGAAAUUGCACACUUGGAAAUUUGAUAGUGUCCCACUCUGUUGGCGUCGCUUGUAUGAGGAAGCCAGUCUAUAUCAGGCAAUCGUUAUCCUCAAUGACCAUGGCGUUCGUGGUCAGAAGCGCAAGCGCCAUGCUUCGCCGUCGCCUGAGCAAGACUACAUCACCCGUCUAGUCCAUUUGCUCGAUAUGGCAAUCAUUCUGACUGGUGCUCCUCGCCAUCGCCAACUGAUAUUAAGUAUCUUUGACUCGUUGCAACAGUUUCUUGACCCCGACGAACACAAAGACAUUGCUAAGACAUUCCCCGUUGUACAAAUACCCCAAUCACAGAAUGACACUUUCACUCGUGUCGAAAGGCUAGACUUCUUGCAGUUCCAACAACAUCUUGACAUCAAGACGACACCGAUCAUCAUCAAAGGCGUGAUUGAAGAUUGGCCUGCAAUAGCUGCCCCAGAUCGAUGUUGGAACGAUCCGUCCUAUCUACUCAAGGCUACACUCGGUGGUCGACGAUUAGUGCCAGUGGAAUUGGGCAGGAGUUACACAGACGAUGAUUGGUCUCAGCGCAUCAUGACGUUUGCCGAAUAUAUGAAGAGUUAUCUUUUACAACCCAGGCAAGAACAAACCGGUUAUCUCGCUCAGCACGACCUUUUCUCUCAAGUGCCAUGCCUGAGCGCAGAUACAAAUACCCUGGACUAUUGUUAUACAAACCCACCUCCGGCUAGAUCCCUCUCUUCAACCGUCGAAACCGAGACACUGGACGAGCCUCUUCGCAAUGCCUGGCUGGGGCCAGCAGGUACUAUCAGUCCAUUGCACACAGACUCCUACCACAAUAUAUUAUGUCAAGUCGUGGGCUACAAGUACGUCCGCCUGUAUGCGCCCACAGAGACAGCAAAACUGUACCCUCGUGGCAUUGAUGAGACUGGCGUCAACAUGGAGAACACGUCACAUGUCGAUAUCUCCUUUGCGAAGAGACUGUGCACACCGGGGGAGCAAGAUGAAGUAGACAGAACGGAGAAGCAGAAAUUCGAGGCACGGUUUCCCUUGUUCAAGAAUGCAGAGUGCAUCGAGGGUGUGCUAGGCCCAGGAGAGUGUUUAUACAUUCCUGUAGGAUGGUGGCACUACGUGGAAAGCCUCAGCACGAGCUUCAGCAUGAGUUUCUGGUGGAAUUGA
Messenger RNA from Aureobasidium musti, 1314 nucleotides. Lineage: Eukaryota; Fungi; Ascomycota; Dothideomycetes; Dothideales; Saccotheciaceae. The record is from the annotation of a GenBank genome assembly.